AGAUAAUGGCAGAUAGAAUCAGUGAGUUUCACGAUUCAAUUCUUUGUCACAUUCUUUCUUUUCUUCCAACCAAACAUGCUGCAACCACAAGCAUCCUCUCUAAGAGAUGGAAAUCAUUAUGGCUUUCAGUCCUCACUCUCGAAUUCGACUGCAAAUCCUUCAAAGACAUGGCCUACCAUGGAUAUUCUGUACACCAAUUGAUGCUCUUACGAAAAAUUGAACUUCCAAUCCUUUCGUUUCGUUUCAAUUGCAACUACUGGUGUCCAAUUCAAACCCAACGUGAUGUUACUCUAUUUGUUUCCUAUCUAAUGAAUCGAGGAAUAGAGAAUCUUAACAUUCACAAUGACAUGAAAUUACCAUCUAGUAUUCUUAGUUGCAAGACCCUUAAGGUUCUUAAGUUGAAAGGAAUAAUAGUGAAUGGUUUUUCUCAUCAAGUGGAUUUUCCUGUUCUUAAAAUUCUUCAUUUAGAGAGAAUGAUUUUCGAACGGCAUGAAUUGCUUGUUAAACUUCUCUCUGGUUGUCAUAUACUUGAGGAAUUGGAAACUGAAUAUUUAUGUUUUCGUAGUCUUUCGCGUGUUCCAGCGAAAGAGUUUGAUGGUUUGUUACCUAGUUUAGUCCGAGCAAAGAUUUCUUGUCAUGAUUCUAUUAUUCCUUUUCAUUUGGUUCGCAAUGUGGAGACUCUACAUAUGGAAAAGGCACAAUUGGAAUGUUGUACUACUAAACUUCCCAUGUUUCAUAAUCUGACACACGUGAAACUUCAAUUUUCCUUUGAUAUGUGGGGUUGGUUGCAACAAAUGCUUCAACAAUGCCACAAACUUCAAAGUUUAAUCAUACAGGGUUGUGAAUUUCAAGACGAACGUUGGAACGACCAAAGUUGGAACGAUCCACCAAUAGUUCCAAAGUGUCUUUCAUUGCACCUGAGAACAUGUUGUCUUGCAGAUUGUAAAGGCACGGAAUCUGUGCUCCAAUUUGCAAAGUAUAUUUUGCAAAAUUCGAAAAUACUAAAGACUAUGAAAAUUAAGUAUGAUUGCUGUGCAGAUAUAAAAGCAAAACACCAAAUGACAGCGGAAUUAUCUUCAUUCACAAAGGGCUCUACAAUGUGUGAAGUUGUUUUUGAAAACUCGGUAACUAAUUCUAUUACCGACUAAUCCAGAAAACAGUCGAAUGCUGUAAUUUUAUAUCUAUAUGGAAA
Lathyrus oleraceus (garden pea) is the source of this 1192-nucleotide messenger RNA. RefSeq names its product F-box/FBD/LRR-repeat protein At5g56420. NCBI's taxonomy places the organism in Eukaryota, Viridiplantae, Streptophyta, Magnoliopsida, Fabales, Fabaceae. The record is from RefSeq and is a predicted model, not a curated record. Gene Ontology annotation, molecular function: protein binding. The transcript is spliced from 2 exons. The coding region runs from base 6 to 1148 and encodes 380 amino acids.